Molecule: messenger RNA, 2316 nt
Organism: Closterium sp. Naga37s-1
Lineage: Eukaryota; Viridiplantae; Streptophyta; Zygnematophyceae; Desmidiales; Closteriaceae
Source: the annotation of a GenBank genome assembly
AUGCAGCAACAGCUAAUGCCACAGCAGUUUGCACCUACACUGCUACAGCCACACUUACACCAACCACUAGAACAAGAUGAGGCUGCCGCUGCUGCAAACCCAUCGGAGUCUGGAGUCAGGCGCACGACACUGACGCGCAACCGAAACUACAACCAGCAAGGGAAGUAUAGGGGAGUGAGGAAGCGUGGGGCGUCCAGCUACAUCGCAGAGAUUAAAGACACCACUCAUGGGGUCCGCAGGUGGCUGGGCACGUUUUCAUCUGCAGAGGAGGCUGCUCGGUCGUUUGAUGAAGCUGCUUUCAACAUUCGAGGAUCCACGGCGAAGCUUAACUUUCCAGAGGAAUUUAUCAAGGAAAAGGGAGAACUCGAAGCGGCGGAUAAGAUGGAGACGACGGGAAGGGAGGCUGGUGGUGAGAGUAGUGGCCCAGGGAUGCUGAGGAAUGGGGUAUCUCUAGGAGGGGCUGGAGAGGGCGGUUCUAGUAGAGCUGGAGGGAAAGGGAAAGAAGCAGCACGUGAUGAAGAUGCUGCAAAAGGGCGAUGGGCGGUCGUGGACGUUUCGGGGGAGGAGGAGGAGGAGGAGGAGGAGGAUGAGGAGGAGGAGGAGGAGGAGGAGGAGGAGGAGGAGGAGGAGGAGGAGGAGGAGGAGCAGCACCAGCAGCAGGAUCCAUCGUGUGCUGGAGUAGAUGGGAGUGGGCUUCCAAGAUUUUAUGUGCCGGGAGAAGAUUCAGGCAGGUUUGAAGGGUUGGGAUUCUACGGUCUGACAGCAGGUGAAGGGGGGCAAUCCUAUGCGUUUGCGGAGAGGUUCCCUCGCCAGCUCGUGGGGGUUGAAGAAGCCAAUGCAACUGGUGGAAGUGGGUUUGGUGCGGUAAAAAGGCAAGGAGGGAGCGGAAGCGUGGGAGGAAUAGAUGGGCAUUUUGAUGGUCUUGCUUCUCGUGAUGAAUGGGUGGCAAGUGAACACCACUAUCAGCUGCCUUAUAUCCACCACUCUCAGCAGCAGCAGCAGCAGCAGCAGCAGCAGCAGCAGCAGCAGCAGCAGCAGCAGCAGCAGCAGCAGCAGCAGCAGCAGCAGCAGCAGCAGCAGUACCAACCGACAGCACGCUUGUUGUUGCCGCUGCCGCUCCCGCUGCCGCUCCCACAACACCAGCCGCAGCAGCAAGAACAGCAGACAAAACGUGCGGUAGCGAAUCCGUCCGUUUUGUCGGGUGUGGAGCAGACUGGAACUCCUGUAGGACUCUCGGCACUGGCAGCAGGGCAGCAGACGAUGGCAGCAGCGCAGCAGGCGAAGGCAACAGGGCAGCAAGCAUCGGCAGCAGGGCAGCACGCAGUGACAGGGGAACAAGCGUUGGCAGCAGUGCAACAUGCAGGCUAUAGGGGGUUCAUUGUUGGGGUGCCUGAGAAAGUGGUGAUGGCUGGUGGGGACGCAUCCCUUCAAGAAGCAGAGGAGGCAGAGGAGGCGGCGGAGGCAGUGGAGGGGGUGGAGGGGGUGGAGGGGGUGGAAGGGGUGGCGGGGGUGGAGGGGGUGGCGGCAGUGGAGGUUCCCAACAUGGCAGAGCAGGGUGAGUUUAAAACCACGGAUGAUGCCGCCUCUGGGAGAGCAACAAUCGACAGCACUGUGAAUGGUGGUGCUGGCAGCAGCAGUGGAGAUGUCUUGAUGCAGGAAGUCACAGCAGCAGGCUCUGGGGCUGUAUACAUUGGCGGUGGUGCGGAUCACUCUAUAGUGGAGCACUCUAAUGUGGAACAGCCUAGUGAGGAGGAACAGCCUAGUUCGGACCAGCCUAGUCUGGACAAGUCUAGUGCAGAACAGCCCAGUUCGUCGGACCAGCCAAGUUCGGACCAGCCAAGUUCUGAGCAGCCUAUUCUGGAAAGUCUCUGUGUUGACGAGCUGUGUGCCCUCCAGCAUUACACCACAGCAGGUUUGGACCUUUCUCUGCCUGACCGCGCAGCGGGUUGGUUGUUUCUAGAGGCUCAAGACACACACCCCACUGCAGAUGCUGCGGGGAACCUCGUCACCCCGUUCUCCUGCCUCCCUCAACGCACAGCAGCUGCUGCUGGUGGGGACCUCGCCACCACCCCGUUCUCUCGCAUCGACAGGACAGCAUGUUUCAGUUUCGAGAAUUAUGGCUGCUCCGUCCCCUUUAUAGAGCUUUUGAGAGGGGCAGGAGAGGGAUUGGAGGCUGGGAGAGAGGCUGUGGAUGCGGCAGGGUCGGCAUAUGCAGCAGAUGAGCAGCAUUUGGGGGACACUGCGGCUGGAGGUGGAAUCUACACCGUGGAUCCGCUGGAGAUGUUCUUCCUGAAUGAUGGGGAGCCUAGGGACUAA